Messenger RNA from Chlorella variabilis, 723 nucleotides. RefSeq lists its product as hypothetical. Lineage: Eukaryota; Viridiplantae; Chlorophyta; Trebouxiophyceae; Chlorellales; Chlorellaceae. The annotation marks the transcript as partial. The transcript is spliced from 5 exons. Gene Ontology annotation, molecular function: microtubule motor activity; ATP binding; microtubule binding. Gene Ontology annotation, biological process: microtubule-based movement. The record is from RefSeq and is a predicted model, not a curated record.
UCCCCACAGGUCAAGUUCCUGUACGACCACGUGUUUGAGCCGCUGACCGACAACCGAGCCGUGUACAAGACCGUGGCCUCCCCCAUCGUGCAGUCGGCGCUGGACGGCAUCAACGGAACCAUCUUUGCAUACGGCGUGACGAGCAGCGGCAAGACGCACACGAUGAUGGGGACGGAGCAGGUGCCGGGCAUCGUGCCGCACGCCAUCGCCGAGGUGUUCCGCACCAUCACGCGCACCCCCGGCAAGGAGUUUUUGCUGCGCCUCUCCAUGAUGGAGAUCUACAACGAGGUGGGGUGGGGCCCUUGGCGGCGUGUGGAGGCGCUCGCCGCCGCCCUCCAUGUUUCGUGCGGCUCCGCCGCCCCUGCGCGCGCCUCUGCAGACCGCGCCGAGGGCAUGGCUGACCCCAACCUGCGCCUGGGCCGAACCCUGUCCUUCCUCAACCUCAUCGACCUGGCGGGAUCGGAGUCGGCAAAGGCGGAGGUCAACCGCAGCCAGCGCAUGGAGGGCAGCUUCAUCAACAAGUCGCUGCUCACGCUGGGCACAGUCAUCCACAAGCUCAGCGAGGGCAAGGCGGUGCACAUUCCCUUCCGAGACUCCAAGCUCACCCGCCUGCUGCAGGGCUCGCUGACGGGCAGCGGCGCACGCAUCGCCGUCAUCUGCACCAUCACGCCCGCCUCCACACAGGCAGAGGAGACGCACAACACGCUCAAGUUUGCCAGCAGG